Messenger RNA from Cuscuta campestris, 804 nucleotides. The record is from the annotation of a GenBank genome assembly. NCBI's taxonomy places the organism in Eukaryota, Viridiplantae, Streptophyta, Magnoliopsida, Solanales, Convolvulaceae.
CUCCAAAUAUAUGUACCUCCUCGUUCUUCUUCUGGUUGUUUUCCUUCAAGAGAAUGUGCAUGUGAAGGGGGGCGGCCAGAGUAUAAUCCCAAGCACGUGCUCAGAAGAGGGAGAUUCGUCGUUGCAGGGUUUCGGCCCAUGCACUGGCGGGUGCAAAAAUAUAAUGGCGGCGCACUCUUACAAAAAUAUGUGCCUACUGUUUCUUGUCUUUGUUUCCGUUUCAGAAAGAUCAAGUGUGGGGCAACAACUCCCAAAUUGCCCCUAUGGUUUCACCAGCCCCAUAGUUGAAGGGGAUGCAACUUCGUGCGGAAACGACAUGAACAAAAUGGAUAACAGCAACUGCAACACCACGUGCCACAAGAAAUACAAUGAAUCUUUCUGGGGAGGGUGUAAUUACGCUACCAGUACUGGCCCAGUCUGUGGCUGCCAGUUUAUUUACAAUUGCAACGCCUCCACCGCCGGCAUCCCCAUCGCCGCCGGAGCUGUGCCGACGACCCAUCCGGUGGCGGGCGCCACAAGCCCUAUAAUAAUAGUAUCCCUACUUCUCAUGACAUACAUAUGGAUAUGUAUUGUUGUUGCAUGAUUAUUUCUAUGUGCGACACACAUGAUAAUUAAUAAUCAUUUGUGCAAAACAUGGGUGCACCGUUGACCGCAACGGACACCUUAACAUUUCCUAUUUAAUAUGUUGAGAUAUCAUUAUAAACGUCCUUUGCACUAUAUAUUGUUGUCCUUAAAUUAAUUUGUAUCCGGUACGUCAUUGUUUUUGUCUUCUUUCUCUUACUACAAAAAAUGCACUUUAAUUCC